This is a messenger RNA of Volvox carteri f. nagariensis, 6108 nucleotides long. RefSeq lists its product as uncharacterized. The record is from RefSeq and is a predicted model, not a curated record. The coding region runs from base 1 to 6108 and encodes 2035 amino acids. The transcript is spliced from 9 exons. Lineage: Eukaryota; Viridiplantae; Chlorophyta; Chlorophyceae; Chlamydomonadales; Volvocaceae.
AUGGCUACCGCCGCCAGCGGCGGCAGCGGCGGUGGCAUCGUUGACGUUGGCGCCAACGGUCCCUCUGACACCGCCGUUGCCGCCACGGCCGUGGCGGGGGUCCUCCCCUCGGACACCGCCUGCCGCACCGAUACCACGUCCUUGGCGUAUGACACAGCACGUGCGCUCGUCAACCACGCCCGGGCUCAGCCGUACAACCCCAUGUUCACGUGGGGCCGUGUUGCCCUGAAGGUUCCCGAUCGGCAUCCAAGCGACCUGCCGCCCCUAGCGGAUUGGACCCGGCCUUACUGCGAGGCGCUGGCGGGAGAGGGGGUCGCCCUGCUAGGCGUGUACGUGAGGCAAGGUUGCAUCCACAUCGUUUUGGAUUUUCUGGACAUGGCAGCCGGCAGCAGCGACAGCGACAGCGGUGGGAUUCGGAGCAACGGCAGCAGUAGCGGCAGCAGCAGCGGGGCCGGGCCGCACCCAGAUCCCCGCGCGAUCUCGUCCUCACAUCGUGUACGACACCCUCUGAGUGGAGAGCGCGGAGGUGAGCGCCUCUGCAGCAGUGGUGGCAGCAGCAGGAGCAAUAGCCGGCGCCACCUUUGCGGUGCGGCAACGGUGGCGGCAGGCGAAUCCACCACCGCCGCUGCCGCCGCCGCCGCCGCCGCCUUCCUCAGCCGCUCCAAUUCGGUACACGGCCGCGCAUCAGCUCCUGGCGACCUGCCGCCACUGCCGCUGGGCGAUUUGAGCGUUCGUGAGCCGUCAGUUCUGCAGCAGCAGCAACAGCAACAUCAGCAGCAGCAACAACAACUGAGGCGCAACCGUCGUAACGCACCUGCGCGCGUGAUGUCAGCAACGGCGGCGGGUGCCGUCGCCGCAACGGCGGCGGGCGCGUCGCGCGUGACGGCUCUUGCGCGUGUCGCCUCCGUGUCCGCUACUGCAUCUGCCGCCAGGGGCGGAAGGGCCCAGGGCCGCUACGGCAGCGGCGGUGGCGACGACGACGACGACGACGAUGAUGACGAUGGCAGUGGUGGCGCCUUCGGCACCGGCGCUGCCGCGCCGAGCAGGCUCCACAUUAUGUCGCCGCGCCGGCUGCGCCAGCUGCGUCGCGCGAGCGUGUCUUCCCUGCAGCCUGUUGGCGGGUCAGCUACGGCGGCGGCCGUAGGGCCAGGGGUGCCGUCUGCGGCGGCGCCGCCGCCGCCGCCGCUGCCUCCGGCUGCUGCUUCCUCCCAGCGGCUGCGGGAUGUUUUGACGCCCGAGCUACUCGUACAGCUUUUGGGACCGGACAUCGGCGGCGGAGGCCAGACCGUGACGCCCUGCCGCACGUCGUUGUUGGGAGACCAGAUGCCCGCGGCGGCGCUCAGGAGGGUUCUGCCGCAUGACGCAUUACGUCGUGCUGAGGUGCUGUGCCUGCAGCUGCCUGCACCGCCAUCCCACCCGGGCCUUAUGUUUGUGGAGUGCCAGCGGGGGGGCCUGCUCGGGGCGGCGCUGCCGGUGCUUGUGGCGCCGAAUGCCGGGGUAUGGCAGGAGGUGGCGGCGCUGCAAGACGCUGCCGUACAGGGGGAGGACGGCGCCGCCAUUGCCGCAGCACAGCGCCUGGUUAUGGACUUGGGGCUGUGGCUGGACUACCAGGCAACCUCCUCGGCGCCGCUGUCGGCCACCGCGUCAUCACCGCCAUCACCGGAAUCUCAGCAGACCCCCGGGCCGCUGCCCCAGCGACCGCAGCAGCAGCAGCAGCAGUAUGAGGUGCAGCCGCCGGCUACAGCACGGCAUCCUCACUAUCGGAUUUCGUCACAGCUGAUACAGCCGCAGCAGCUGCCGCAGGUGCCGCCUACAUCUGGUGGCAGUGCCGUACAAGUGCUGACGCCGCCGCCGCCGCCGCAAGCCGUGUCGCCUGGAGCCGCAACGGGCCGCGGGCCAUCUCGCGACUCAGUGCGCGCAUCCCGUGCUGCUGACGCCGCUUCAGACCCUGCCAUUGCUGCAGCUGCAUGUGGUGCUACUGCUGCAGCGGCAUGGGAAAGCGAGCAGCUCCUCACGAGGCCGGGUAUCGAUGACGGUGACGGUGAUGGGGUCAGCGGCGGCGGGGGCGGAGGCGGCGGCGGCGGCGGGGGGGCCUUGGGGCGACUUUUCGGCCAAUCGCUGCUGCGGCUGCUGAAUGAAGUGGAACCCGUAGAACAACCACCACCACCAUCGCUCCCGCCGCCGCCGCCGCCGCCACCGCCGCGCAUAGAGGGCUUGCGGCGCUUGGAGGAAAUGCUGGCGCUGGCUGAGCAGCACCAUCAACAUCAACCUCACCAUCAUCGUGUGCAGCAUGCACACGAUGGGCGCACAGUGGUUCCUGCUCGGCCUAUCUCUGCCGACGUCCCCCCCGCCAUAGCUGCCGUUGGUGGCAGUGCUGCUGCGACUGCUGCUGUACGACCUCCGGUGCUGGCGGCGGUCACGACGGCGGGACCCACGCGUGGUAAGGAGGCGGCGGCAGGAGGUGCUGCAGAGGCGGCGGGCUUCGGGCUCCUGGAGCCGUAUGUGGGUGUAGCGUACGGCAGUAGCCCUGGGCCGAGCACUGACGCCGAGGGUGCGGAGGUAGCGGAGUUUAUGAGGGCCAUCAGCGACCCACAGGCCCACCGGCUGCUGGCGGAGGCGGCGCCGGCGAGGACGAGGACGCGGACGCCAGAGAGGCUUCGGGACGGUGUGGGCGCGGAUGACGUGGCCGAGACGUGUGCGGCGGCGGCGCCGCCGCUCCGCUUCGCAGCUGAGGAAGGAGCAGCUGAGUUGGGUACAGGGCCGCCGCCGCCGCCGUCGCUGCUGGCGGAGGCGGCAGCGGCAUCUAAACACGGGGUACCUCCUCAGGGUACCGGCGGCGGUGGCUCUCGGCAUACCAGCAUUGGCGGUGGUGCUGAUGGCGGCCGUCAUGUGAGGGGUGGCGCCAGUGGUGCCGAUGUGGCGGCAGUAGAGCCGUCGGCGGCGGCGGAGGUGAUGGGUGCUGACGCGGCGCCGUACCCGCAACCCGAGCAGGCUCCGCAAGGAGGUGUGGAUGUCGAGGACCGGACCAGCCAUCCAGGUCCGGCGUCCAACACCGCGGGGUGUCUGGCGCAGGGGAUGAAGUUCACUGACUGGCUGCCGUACAUCAAAGCAGCCCCUGGCUGUAGCAGGAUGGAGGUGGCCGUGGGCGCCGGCGGCGGCGGCAAAGCUGCUGCCGUGGCCAGCGACGCGGGGGAGUCACGACCAUCACCACCUGCGCCGCCGACGACGACGCAUGUGGACCCGGCCUCGUCGGGAACUGGCUCGGCAAAUAUUGAGGGGGCUGAAGCCGACGACGUCGUCGGUUCGAGUCCAGCCGUUAGCGCAGAACUUCUGGCGCUGAGUCCCGUAGAGGCCGCGACCCUUUCUCAUGUCUUGACCUCCUGCAGGUCUGGCCCGUCCGCGCGGGCCGGCGUCAGCGACAGCCUGACUCUGUCGCUCGUACGUACGGAAUCAUCGGGUACAGAGUUGCGCAGCUGGGACAGCUUGACGGAUGUACCACUGGGGAUGUCGGCGACGCUGCCGCCGCCCCUGCCGUCGUCCGGGCCGCUGGCGGAGGCGCUGCCGCCACCCCCGCCGGCCCGGACACCGACAUCGUCCACCGUCGCCGCGCCGUCGGCGUCGGCGUCGCCAUCACCGCGUCCCUCCUUGCACUUUGGCGCCGAGGGCUCCCGGCUACGUCUGUGUGGAGCUAACGCCAACCUCGUCGCCGCCGCCGCUGAUGCCGUCCUGUCACCAUCCGAACACGCCAGCGGCAGUGCCGCCGUCAGGAACCGCUCAAGUGAGGCGCUGCGACGCAGCCGUCCGCGGUCCGAGAGCCCCCCCCCAGCGGAGCUAGUGGCACGUGCUGCCACUGAACCGGCGCUGCUGCAGCCGCCCGUCACCGCGGGCGAUGGAUCCUGCACGAGCCCAUCGUCGUUAUCGUCGUCGUCUUCACCGUCGCCUUCGCAGCAGCAACACCAGCAGCUAGAGCGCCCGGCAGUCGGGUCAGAAGUCAAAGCGCCCGCGGCAGCGGCGUCGGAGCUGGCAUCGACGGCGAUGAUGGUCCUUGGGGCCCCACCGGAAGGGCCAAGAAUCGACAGCGCAGCACCGCUGCCGGCAGUAGCAACAGCUAUUGCUACUGCUGCUACCUUAGCAGUGGAAGAGGACGUGGCCACCGGACAGCUGCAGCAACACCCUCCCGUAGCUGUAGCAACAGCCGCAGUAGCACCUGUCCGUACGUCGUCCUCCGUCCACACGACAGACGUGACGUCAACGAGCCUCCCAGCAGUUGGAACGGCGGCGACGGCGCCUCCGCCGCCACCGCCAUGGCAGCCGCAGCAACAACAGUCUCAGGGCGUCUGGCCCGCCUUCUUCGCCACCGCAGCUCCGGGAUCUGCGUCGCAGCUGCACACCCGCAUGCGGCACCUGGGGCUGGGGCUAUUGGCGUUCGCAGUGCGUCGCGGCUGGGUGCACACCACGAAGGAGCUGCUGAUGGGGCUUGCUCGGGUGGGCGUCGGCUUGGCGGCGGCGGACGCUGGCGUUACGUCCAGGGAGGGCGGCAUGAGCCUGCUGCACUUGGCGGUGUCGGCGCGCAAGCCGGAGAUGCUGCAUGUGCUGGUGCUGGCGGCGGCGGUGAAAGCAGACGUCACUGCAGCUGCCGCUGCCGCCGCCGGCGCCAGUGGCGGGGUGGUUCAGGAGGGGAAAGUGUUCGCGUGGGAUGUAGGUGUGCGUGGUCCCAUGGGUCUCACGCCGCUUCAUCUCUCGGUCGCCCUGGAUGACUUAGGAGAGACGGCGGCGCUGUUGUUGGAGACCUUUCCCGACGCGCCCGCGCUCUGGUUUACAGCCGCAGACGACGGCGGCUGCACGCCGGCGGAGAUGGCGGCGCAGGCGCGACUGGAGGGGGUGAACCGCUGGGCGGGAAUGCUCCUGGCGGCUGGCGGCGGCGCAGCGGCCCGGCGGCUAGUGCCGCCGCCUUCGCCAUUACCGCUCGCGCUAUUGCAGGAUCAGCAAAACCAGCAGCAGCAGCAGCAGCAGCAGCAGCCAGCUAUGGCCUGGAAUGACGGCGAGGCGGCGGUCGCCACAGCUGCUGACACCGCCCUCCCUGCCGCUGUCACCUCCGCCAAGGAAGAUGUCUUCGGCCCCUGUCACCACGUUGACCCCUCGACCACCGCUGCCAGCGGCGGCAACAGCGGCGGCGCCGACCGGAGCAGCUGCGGGCUGAAGGGCUUCUUGCCGUCACUGGCGCAGUGGUGUUGGAGAGCGCUACUGGUGCUACGCCGCUGUCCGCCCCUGGACCACCAUACCCGCUACCACCAUGAUCAGCACCGGCAUUAUGGGAGCAGGGGGCCCCGCGAUGGGUCGUGGCUUCGCAGCAGUCUGGCCGGCUUCGCCGACCCACGGGUCGAGGCAAGAUACCGGAUGUACCGGACCGCGUCACUCUCCGUCCUCGAUAACACGUGCGGCGUCAUGUUCACAGCCUUCUUCCUUGUGCCCGCGCUGGACCUGCUACGAAACCACCGCUUCGGCGAGCUGGCCAGCCAUUGCACCUUCAACGCCGGCUUACUGGGGCCUUAUGUGCUGCAUGCGGUCGCCCCCUCGGUGUUCCGCCGUCACCGUGAUGUGGUGCUGUCAUUUGGAGACCUGAUGAAGGUGCUGCUGCACAAGUGUCUCCAGGUGUUUCUGUCGCUUCUGGGUGCGCUCCCCCUCCCGCGGAUCUGGUCGGACUUUGCCCGGCAUCGCCUGGACGUCAUCAUGCUGGUGGUCAUCAAGCCGCUGUCGGAGCAGCGCGCGGCGGCAGUAAUUUCCGACACGCACAUCUACGCAAGUGUGCUGUACGGCGGUGCGCUCGCACCGGCGGCGUUGCGCGCCCUGAUGCAGAACGCAGCGGCACUGGGCCUGCUGCUACUGCUGGACGUGCGCGCGCGGCUACGUUUCCUGGCUACAGCCGCGGCCGAAGGCGCCAGCAGCGGUGGCGGCAGCGGCAGCGGUUCCGAUGGCUCGGCCAGCACCACAUAUUGCAAGGCUGUUACUGAUGAUGAUGAUGAUGAUGCUGUCGCUCAAGGUCCCGCUACUUCCACUGCCAGCGGGGGGAUUGUUUCAGGUGCAGUCAACAGGAUUAAAUGUGAGUAG